AUGUUACAACUAGCAUUUUAUAUGUUAUGUUUAUUUAUUGCAUGUUAUAUAUAUUUAGCAAAAAUACAAUACAACUAUUGGUCUAAACGUGGUAUACCGGGACCCAAACCACUGGUCUAUUUUGGUAAUCUAUUACCCGAACUUUUUAAAUCUAAAUCAUUGGUUGAAUUGGAAAGAUUCCAAAAAUAUGGUAAAAUUUACGGUACAUUCAAUGGCAGCCAACCGGUGCUGACUAUUGCCGAUCCCGAACUGUUGAAACAAAUUUUGGUCAAAGAUUUCGAUCAAUUCCGCAAUCGAUCGCCAAAUCCAUUCCUGACACCCGUCGGCCAUCGGGUUUGCCGACAAAGUUUGGACAAUAGUAGGGAUGGACAGUGGGUUCGCGUCCGACCAGUACUUAGUUCGUUGUUUUCGGCAAUAAAAUUACGUUCAAUGAAACUCAGAAUCGACCGGCAAAUCAAUCGUCUAACCGAUCGUAUAGAUGGCUUGAUUGGCGACAAUAGUAGCGGUAGUAGUGGUGGUAAUAGUGGUAGUAGUAGUGGUAGUGGUAGUAGUGAUGGACAGCCAACAGUUCUCGACAUAACUAAGCUAUACGAUGACUACGGCCUAUCCUGUAUGAUGUCCUGUAUGUUCUCAAUGGAUACUAUAGAUGAUAAUACCGGUGCCUAUCAACUACUCAAUGAUCUACUAAGUCCUCGACGUUGGCGUAUACUACUGUUCCUACUGAUGCCCGGUUCACUCAUACGCUUAUUAUUCAAUCUAACACAUCCCAUACCCACUAGUCAAUUGGAUGCAUUUGUACAAUUGACCAGGGAUCAAUUGAGACAACGUUUAUCAUGCAUCAGCAGCACUGGUAGCUUAUCAUCAUCAUCAACAAGCACUGGUAGUAGUAGUAGUAGUACUAGUAGUCCUCAAUAUGGUGAUGACCUGUUAGGCUAUUUGAUGCAAUCAAAUAAAAUUUUGUUUACAAAUAAUAAUAAUAAAAAUAAUGAUGAUAAUAAUAAUAAUAAUCAUAUUGAAACUGAUACUAAAUACAUAACCGAUGAUGAAGUGGCAGCCAAUUUGUUUGCCAUGUUUGAGGCCGGCUCCGGUACCAAUUCAUCUAUCAUAUCAUUUUUAACCUACAAUUUGGCUACCAAUCCCCCGAUACAGGAUCGGCUAUACAAUGAAUUAAUCACCCAAUGUAUGGACACAACAAUAUCAUCAUCGGUUGAACAGUUAGAUUGUGACCGAUUGUUACGCAACGACUUUAUGGAUGCAGUAGUGGCCGAAUCGUUACGUAUGAACACAACAACAUUACGUGAGGGACGGGUAGCCGCCAAUGAUUACCAACUAACAGAUGAUAUAGUUAUCUACAGGGGACAGGUAGUCGAGUUUGCCAAACACGCUGUACACUAUUGCAGGGACUACUAUCCCGAUCCCCAUCGAUUCAAACCCGACCGGUGGCUGCCCGAUAGUCGACAACAACAAUCGAUACCCCCGUACGGGUACAUACCGUUUGGUGCCGGUGCUCGUAUGUGUGUCGGUAAACGGUUUGCCCUGAUGUCGGUUAAGCUGACAAUCGCUAGAUUAUUGUUAAAGUAUAGGUUAGCCAUUUGUGACGAUAUUAAUAGUAAUAGUAAUUUAAAUGCAAAUAAUUUAAUAACAAAAUUAAAAUUUUCCAAAAUUUUUGAACAUUAUACACAUACACCCGAAUCAUUUUAUUUAUCCGAUAACCGACAACAACAAUCGAUACCCUCCCGUACGGGUACAUACCGUUUUGGUGCCGGUGCUACGUAUGUAUGUCGGUGUAAACGGUUUGACCUGAUGUCCGAUAAGCUAACAAUUAUUGCCGAUUAUUGUUAA
Molecule: messenger RNA, 1842 nt
Organism: Oppia nitens
Lineage: Eukaryota; Metazoa; Arthropoda; Arachnida; Sarcoptiformes; Oppiidae
Product: cytochrome P450 3A8-like
Exons: 5
Coding region: 1-1842 (613 amino acids)
Molecular function (GO): heme binding; monooxygenase activity; iron ion binding
Source: RefSeq, a predicted model, not a curated record